Sander lucioperca (pikeperch) is the source of this 6547-nucleotide messenger RNA. It is a transcript of the gene bcorl1, whose product is annotated as BCL6 corepressor-like 1. Bases 419 to 4999 code for a protein of 1526 amino acids. Gene Ontology annotation, molecular function: transcription corepressor activity; protein binding. The record is from RefSeq and is a predicted model, not a curated record. Lineage: Eukaryota; Metazoa; Chordata; Actinopteri; Perciformes; Percidae. The transcript is spliced from 12 exons. Gene Ontology annotation, cellular component: nucleus. Gene Ontology annotation, biological process: negative regulation of transcription by RNA polymerase II.
CUCAUGACACGCUAGUUUUUUCUCUCUUUAAUAAUUAUGCUAAGUAUAAAUGGACAGUACUUAUUUGAAAGCGAGAUACGCCGAAGAGCAGACAGUGUCAAAGCCGAGACGGUUCAACCUAGUCGAAAUCUUCGGUCAAAGUAGUCAGCGCAUAUUGAUAGGAAUGUGACUGGUGGCGCUGUUGUCCGCGGUUAAGUUAGCUAACGUUACUUGUCUGGACGUCUUCCAGCACUGUGACAAAACUAUGAAAUGUUAUAAACUGAUAAUUCCUCAGUUGAAAGUAAAAUAAGUGACUCAGAUAUGCUCCCGAAGAUCCAGUUUUCUACAACAGAAGAUUUGCAUAUCACUGUAUUUCAAGGAGAACUCUCACCUGACUGACUCAGCUACCCCUGAGGUAUGUUGUGUUAAAGAAACACCUAUGCAGGUGGAUCCUACACUAAUGAAUGUAGGGGAUGGAGGCACGGUGAGCAGAGAGAUCAGUGCUCCAAAUAAAGUGUCUGCUAGUAUGGUGGGAAAUCCCCCCCAGACGCUACCCCCUGAGUUUAGAGGAGAUGUUACCCUCAGUCAGCAAAACAAGACCACUCCAACAACAGACUGUAAGACAGCAAAAGCCUGCCUGGACAAUAGCAAUUAUAACCACAGCCCUGAGCCUUCUGCACCUCAACAGCCCAACAAUGCACCAACGUCCAGCUCAGCCCUCACUGGCUCAGAGAAGAGAGCAGACAAAAGGGCAGAGGCCCCUAAACUCAAGGCUGAUGGUGUUGUGGCCUUCCCCACUCCUCAGUGGUCAAGUGGCGUAAAAGUCAGCCGGGAGGACUCACUCAACUCCUGUCACAGCAAUGUGACAUCCAGUAAGAAAUCGCACCCGCAAACACAAUCUGUGCAAAGUGUUUCACCUGGGUUUCAGUGCUCCACCAUGUUUAAACCAGUCCAGCCUGUUUCCUUCCUUCCUUCCACUAAUUUUUCCUCUCCACUUUGUAAAAUCACUCUUCCACCAGCAUUAGGUCAGAUUGCAGCAUUGAGAGAUGCCACAGCCAGUCAGUUUCACAAAGAAAUUCAGCCUCAAAGCUCAGGUGUUGGAGGGACACCUCUCAUGCGGACCUAUCCCUAUCCGUUCUCGGUAGGCCGAACUCCAGCGGCAGAGAAAAAAGCCGGCGCAUCAUCAUCAAAACUUAAAUCUAACCAUUCAUCUAAUAAGAAUGCCAAAUCUGUGGGAGAGCAUACAUCUUUAGCCUCAGUGGUAGCCUCACCAGCUAUUGCCCUACCAUUGCAGCACCCGUCAUUAACUCCUGCAGCACCCACCCGCUACACGCUGUCUCCCACUGCUGCCAUUUGCUGUGGCUCUGCAUUGGCCAGCAUCACCUCUCAGAGCAGACUGCUGAACCAUGUGGAGAAAGGCAACAGCAUAGACAAAACAACCAUGGGCUCUCUUAAAAUGACACCUCCCUCUGCUUCAGAGGACUAUACAGCUUGUUCAGUUGAACCAAGAGAUGUACCUCUUGAUUUAUCUGCUAAAUCAAAACGUCCAAAAUGCAUAAGUGACCCUCCUGUUCUGAUGAUUGAGCCUCAUAAUAAUGAGUCAAAUCAGAGAGAUUUUCUGAACUCAAAGAGGACUCAUUCUACAACGUAUAGCUCAGCUGUGCAAUACCCUAACUUACCCAACACCCACAGAAAUGGAUCCCAUCAAAAGCAAAUAAAUAGGCCUCAGAAUCACCCAGAGCCCAAACCAACCUGGAGUAAGGGAUCUUCACAAGACUCCAUAAAAAACAUCCCUGGAACUUAUGUAGGUGUGGCUAGCCCCAUACUGGCUUCUACUCUACGGGGCAAAGAUGGACAAGGGUCUUUUGCAGAUGAAUUUCAGAGUUUUGCAAAGCAGGAGUUUAUAUCUAUAAUUGACCAAGGAGAGCAUCUGGCCUCAGGAGGAAAGAAGCCAUCCUGUCUGGUGAAGGGCAACCAACAUGCUCACAGCGUCAAGCAUGUUAAAAACACCAGCACAGCCAUAACUAAGAACUGUCCCUCUAAAGGAGCCCUAACGACCGCCCUGUCAAGCUCUGCCAGUGCUCAGACUCAUCAGAAAUCUGGAGCUGGCAAAACAGCAGUGCCAUACUCUAUCACUGUUGUUAAUCCAGCUUGGCAGCAGCCACCUCUUCUUCCGCACCAAGCCUCGUCUGUUCAGAGAAAAAUCACACAAGGAUCUCCAAAGAUGAAGGGCAUCACAGCUACAGAAGGAUCUAAGUUUCAGAGUGCCCAGCAGAGCCCGUCCAAACCGGAGGAUGAUAAGUGGGAGAGAAUAAAGUCUCCCCUGUCUAACCUCGCGUCCAUCGUAAAGCAGCAAGCUCUCGAAACAACAGCACAGACAGGCAAUGGUAAUACUCAAGCCUCACCUGUUGCGUCAAGAAAAGCUGAUGUUCUGAAUCCACUCUCUGGGAGCCAAGACACCCAAUGCAAACAGACUUGUGCUUUUGAAUACCCAUCAUACUGGUCUGUGGAAAAAUGGGCCGGUGUGCCAUCUCAAGGGGAUUCAACUCAAGAUAUGAAGAGGCACGAGAAGGUGAACGCCACUGAGCCUGUAGAGAAUAAUACUGAGUUAAACACCAGCAAGGGAGAACACAUGGGACUACAAGCAAAGCAAGGCUCCUCAAAGCCCGCCGGCCAGUCUCCUCUCUUUGGGAGCAAUGCAUCAACAAAUGGGAACAGGAUGGAGAGCAAACUAGCCCAGGUGUUAGAGGGGGAGAUGUUGAAGAAAGAAAGUGGGGCGUCAGACGGUCCUCCGAGUGAAAAAUUGGAAGGCAUGGUUGCGUCUAUUCUUACAGGCCAGUGUGUGGCGGGAGGUGACAAGUUUGAGACGAAAACAAAUGGAACCAAAGAGCAGUCGCCAACCAAAGCAAAAGCUGCUGGCAUCAAACAAAAGAAAACCAGUCCUAAGAAGGCAGCAAAGGAGAAGUCGCCACUGGACUCAUCAAAGAAGGCUGCAGGAAAGAAAAAUAAGGACACAGAAAAUACUCCAACCAAAGUGUCUUGUCAAAAGAAGCAAAAGAAACAAUGUGCACCUGUGCUGGAGCAGAGUCUAUCAGCGGUGAAACUUUCUCCACAGAGUACAGAGCCGACUCCGAGGGACAAGAUCAGUCCCAACAAGGUUGAGCAACUAACCCGCAACAAAUCAGACAGCGGCAGCAGUGCUCAGAGUGUAGAGACUCCAGUGUCUCUCAGUCGCUCUGCUCUAUCCAGUAAGGAGGCCGAAGCUACAGGGAGCUCCUUCCCACGGCUCAGGAGAGGACGACGGCGAGCUGAUGAGGCUCGACUCGACCUCUGGGGCUUUGCAACACCUUCCCCUCCACCCCCACAAAUGCCUCCUCCCCCAGUUUCCCCGUCACCCCCCGUGACUCCCACCCAACCCGUUCGCCGUCCGAGAGGGAGGCCUCGCUCAAACCCCCUGCCUGAGCGAGUGAUUCAGGGCAAGGGCAAGACAGCCAGUGCAGGGGGUGACAUGCCUGCUCCCAAGAAACGCCGGCGAUGUCGUAGCAAAAAGUAUCAGACUGGGGAAUACAUCACUGAGAAAGACAAGCUGGAAGAUGGAGAGCACCUUGAAGAAUCUCACUCCCUGAGACAGAACCGCGGAGUCCCAGCAGAUCCACAGGCGGAUCAGUGUCCGAGUCCCACCGCCUGCAGUCCAGAGCCUCCUCCACGGAGACCCUCGUUCACUCGCUCGGGGUCGGUCCGCUACCAGGAGAGCGAGGUAUCUCCAGAGUUCAAUGACAAGCCUUCAGGGAAGAGGAAGUUCAAAAGCAAGCACUUGAGUGACAACGAGGAGCAAAAGAUUAAGACCAAACGCAGCAGCUUGGGCAAGCGUGCUGCCUCACUUGCCCUGGAUGAUGAUGGUGCUGAUGUAAAAAGACCAGAGUCCCCCCCACCCACUCCAAAAAGUUUGCCGUCAUCUCCAUCCAAUAAGAAAGGCUCAUCAGGGAGAUGCAACGGCUCAGACCCUCCACCGAAAAGGGUUGUUCCUCCGGAGGUUCGGCGGCUGAUUGUCAAUAAAAAUGCCGGGGAGACUUUGCUGCAACGUGCUGCACGCUUGGGCUAUCAGGAUGUAGUUCAGUACUGUCUUGAAAAGGACGUCAGGGAGGUGAAUCGGCGCGAUAAUGCUGGUUACACAGCUCUCCAUGAGGCGUCCUCUCGAGGCUGGACUCAGAUUGUCCAGAUGCUGCUGAAACACAGUGCUGACGUCAACUGUAGCGCCCAGGAUGGGACACGGCCUCUUCAUGAUGCUGUAGCGAGUGAUAACCUUCCUAUAGUCUGGUUGCUCCUGAACCACGGUGCAGACCCGACUCUGGCCACCUACUCUGGACACACUCCAGUCAAACUGGCACAUAGUCCGAACAUGAAGACCUUCCUCACAGAAUAUUUCACAGACCUGGAAGGCCGCAAAGAACAGGAUCUCAGUUUUCCCUGGGAUUUCUACAGUAGCUCCCUGUUUGAGACGGACCAGGAGCCAUGCUGGGACUUCCUGCUGUCGGAGCAGAACCAGGAGCUGGAGGAGGAUGCAACGGGAAGGACUGAGCCGGACUCGGACAAAGAUUGCCUUCUGUUUGAGUUCUCCUCCGAGCCUCUCUUACCCUGCUAUCAUGUUCAAGUGUCAUUAACCCAGGGCUUUUGCAACUGGUUUCUUCUGACAGACGUCCUGAAGCGUCUGAAGAUGUCAGCGCGGAUCUUCCGGGCGCGUUACCCACACUUGGAGGUGGUGAGUCUGUCCCGUGCUGAGCUCUGGAGGCAGGUAUCGAUCAGCCAGGUGAGCUCUGCUUUGGCUUCACCUUACAAAGGCAAAAAUAAGGAGGAAGAAGAGAAGGAAGAGGGACUCGUGGAUCUGGUGCGAUGUGUCCCAGAGCUGCAGAGACUACUGGGCUCCUCCAUUCACAUCCUGCAAGAGGAUGAGGAGGAGGAGGAGGAGGAGGAGGAGGAGGAGGAGACACUGACAAACACAGGGAAGCCUCGCAGCCGAUAGCCUCUCUUUCACCGCACUCCUCCACCGUGCAAACUGUUGUCAACCCAAGUCCUUCCCUGCAAGCAGCAGCUCAAAGGCAACCUCUCCGUCCGAUGAAACGAGGGUCAUGGGUUUUAACUCCAGCGACAGAAAUGACACUCCACCUAAAACCUUUGACCUCAGACAGAAGGGAUUAAGUGAUCACAAGGACCUGCACAUGGGAGUGGUCGGUUCAGCUUUCAGGUUCCUAUCAAUAGGUAUAUUUGAAUACAUGAGAACUGUUGAGCAAACCUUUUGUAUUAAUUAUGUAUGUACAUGGUAGUGUAUAUGUAUAUCUUGCCAUCAGGGUUAAAACAUUUGUUUAUAUAAAUGUAUUCUUGUGGCUAAAGAAUUAUGUUGUUUAGGACUUUUUGUUUGAGUUUGUUCCCAAGGGAAAGCGAUAUUUUUUUCGGGAGAUAAUCCAAGACUUUUAUCUUGGUGAACUGUUGCGUAAAGCUAAGACACUUAAGUCAGGGAGGCCACUGGCCCAGAUGGUUCCUCUGUCAACCUGGGAGACCUGGAGACCUGCAGAGAAGAGACCACGGCACAUAAUCAUCAAAUAUAAUGAGAGCUUCAUUUCCAUUUUUCUCCACUGUUUCAUUUUUCACUUUAUCCUCCUCGGGCUUACAAUGUUUAUUUUUCUUCAACAUUUCACAAAGUAAGCGCGGGCAGCACGGAGCGGUCUACGUCCCUGCACGCAGUAUGAAAUAAUGUCUUUUUGGACCUUGAGAUUGAGAGUUUGUUUACAGAGCUGGACAGAUAGUAGUGUUCUCCACUCCCCAGGUUGCACUCCUCCUAAACUGAUACAUAAUCCUUUGGAUCUCUCUCAGAGGAAAAGUGGUACCAUCUCUGGAGUCCAGAGGCGGCUCCUGUGUCUGAGGAGCCGAAACGCCCUCUUAACUGCAGCCACGUCCGAUAUGGUGUUCCCAGAUCCCAGAGUGCUUUGUGUUGCAGUGUUUUAUUUACACUGUUUGUUGUGCUUAAUUUAAUAGUCAUUAAUAUAUUUGACCUCUUGUGUAUCUGACAAGCCUAUCUAUGAAAAAAAAUUGCUUUGUAUGGUUGGUGCUUAAUUUUGAAAUGUACUUAUUAGGAUCCCUUUAUUCUGAGAUUUUCCUCCCUCAUUCAAGAACAGUAUUUCAAAAAAGAGAAGCUAAAGUACAGUUGUAUUGUACUGGUGCUAAGACAGAUUUUGUGUUGACAAUCAAUGAUGUUUUGGUUUGAAGUCACAAACUAAUAAAAGAUAUUUAAGAUGAAGAGACUUAAGGUGUAAAGAAAAGUAUAGUUUAGUUAAAGAAAACGGGAUACAGCUUGACUGAGACUGAGCAGUGUGUGAAGAGCCUUUUAUUUGAUUCUUUUAUAAGAAAUCAACAAGAAUAAAGCAUGAUUGUAAAUCAUAGUUAUCUCUUUGUUUUGUCAGUUGGAUUAUUAUAAUGAUAGCUGAAUUGAAUAUUCAGGGCGGAACUCUCCCUCAGGUGUAUUUCAAAUAAUCCCUUCUGCCUUAGACAUUUUACUGAAUAAAGAGAAAUCAUA